AUCAGCUGAAUCUGAUCGUGAUGUCACUUUUUGGCAGACUACUUGCCACUGCGUUGUACGUGCCGGUCUCUUGACCGCUUAAAGGUUGCUAUAGGAACCGUUUUCCAACAACAAAAUGUAAUAAUGUUAAUGUAAUAAUGUCAUGUAAUGUAAAUGUAAUAAUGUAAUGUAAAUUUUCCAUAACCAUCGAACUGUAAAACCUACAUAAUUAUGCAAUAUUAUACAUUUAACCAAAAUACUCUAAUUUUGAGUUUCUAGACGUACAUUUUUGCCCCAACAGUGGUUUAGCCAACUAUGUCACUACUGUAAGGGCAGUUAUUGAUUUGAAUUUUGAAACGUCGCGUGGAUUAAGCUGGACACCAACCAGUACCGCCACUAUAAGCUAUUUAUCGUUUCAGUAUUACCUAGUUGGAUGCCAUCCCGUCUACUGUGAACCUUUCCGAAGUUGCACUAGAGUUCCUUUCACACAAUAAUGGCAUCGUCGACAUGUGUCUCACCCGAGCCCGCUGCUUUCGCUAUCCCACCCGAUUGCAUGUCAACAUCGUCGCAGUCCGGCAGUCGGAAACGCGAAAUCAUUCCUCAGCGUAAACAACGAGAAUUCACGCCCGACACACGCAAAGACGACACAUAUUGGGACCGUCGUCGUCGCAAUAACGAAGCGGCAAAACGCUCCCGCGAGAAGCGCCGCCUCAAUGACAUGGUCCUUGAGGCUCGCGUCAUGGAAUUGACCGCCGAGAACAACUGGUUAAAAGCCGAGCUGGGUGCUAUCCGCGAUAAAUUCGGCAUCGCUAAAGAUGCCCCGCCUAUGAUUCCACCCACAGCCGGCGGCAGCGCAGCGCCGGCAAUGCCGGCAUUCAGCCAGAAGGACUACAACAUGCCGAUCGCCCCCAAUUCCCUGCUGCCGCACGUACGCACAUCGCCGGUACAGGUGAUUCCCCACUUUCUCAGUCAACCGCCCAAUCUCAACCGCGGCCUGCCGAUGAUUCGCGCACUGCCCUCGGUGCACGCCUCCAUGCUGAACGGCGCCCAUCCAGCCGCCAUGGGGCACAUGUUCAGUGGAAUUCCCAAUCAGCACAUGUACGCCGUCCAUCCCAAUAUGGGUCCGUAUGGGCGGAUGGCCUGUCAGUCCGUGUCACCCCUCCCACGCUCGUCCUCCAGCGGGAGUCGCAGUCCGUGCGGCUCAGAGAGCGAUCUGCGCGAUAACGGUCCGCCCAGUCCUUCGAUCGCUGCGGUUAGUUCUCUGUUGAAACUGGCCAACAGUCACUUCAAUGGAUUCCCGCAUAUGCCGCGCGAAGAAGACUCCGACGCCUCGGGACCCCACUGCAAGUAUCCCAAGCAGGAUGAGGAGGUGUUCCAUGGCGACAACGAAGCGGUCAAUCAUCUGCCGCUGAAACUCCGUCACAAAGCGCGCAUUGAGUCCAGUUGCAGUCCGCCGUUGCCGCAGAGUGCGCCAAUAAGCUCCAAUAACUCGACGCACGAAGAGGACCACGACGGAUCCGGAUUCAGUGGGGAGGACUCGGCCGUAGAUGUGACCGAGGGUGAUGAAGAAAUGGUCACCCGCAAGCGGAAAGCAUCGGAUAUUGAAAACAUACCUAACCGAAAGAGCAACGGCAGUCUGCAGACGGAAAACGUCCAGUUGCGCGGUGAACUGCAGCGCCUGGCAUCGGAAGUAGCCAACCUAAAGGUCAUGAUGAAGAAAACAGAACCGCCCGCCAAAAAACAACGUAAAUCCCGCAAAUCACGCGCGUAAUCACGCGUUUAGAAGGGGGACGCGACGGCGCGCGGCUGUUGCAUGUAUAUAGUUGCGCACAUUUCAUUAUGUAUUUCAAAUUAAGUGAAAUGUUACAUGGUUUGUGAAUUGUUUUCUCGGUGCCCAUAAUCCGGUUAUCGAAUCUUUUCUAGAUUUGGGAAAUGCUUUGAAAACUCUAAAAUUAACUUUGGUUGACGUAUUCCGGUGUGUACGCUGAUUUCCACUUUUAUCCAUUUUUAAUUUUUAUUGGUUUGUUCUUUGCUUUGAAUUGUGCUAGCACUGAGCACUUCAAAUCAAGGUUUGAUAUCGGUUUUAUUUUUAUUCGUUGGUUAAACGUUGCUUCUUGAGAUUUUGUUGCACAAGCUUUUUGGACCUGUUUGGUUGUUGACUAAUAGUCGUAACGUUAAUGGUUAUUGUUAAAUGUUUCCCAGCUGGUGAGAAAUACGUAAUAAAAAGUUUACACUG
Molecule: messenger RNA, 2215 nt
Organism: Paramacrobiotus metropolitanus
Lineage: Eukaryota; Metazoa; Tardigrada; Eutardigrada; Parachela; Macrobiotidae
Product: nuclear factor interleukin-3-regulated protein-like
Exons: 2
Coding region: 473-1750 (425 amino acids)
Biological process (GO): regulation of DNA-templated transcription; circadian rhythm
Cellular component (GO): nucleus
Molecular function (GO): DNA-binding transcription factor activity; DNA binding
Source: RefSeq, a predicted model, not a curated record